Molecule: messenger RNA, 2195 nt
Organism: Cajanus cajan (pigeon pea)
Lineage: Eukaryota; Viridiplantae; Streptophyta; Magnoliopsida; Fabales; Fabaceae
Product: protein NRT1/ PTR FAMILY 5.1
Biological process (GO): transmembrane transport; dipeptide transport
Cellular component (GO): membrane
Molecular function (GO): tripeptide transmembrane transporter activity; dipeptide transmembrane transporter activity
Source: RefSeq, a predicted model, not a curated record
UUCUAUGUUCCAUGUUUGUUCUUCAUUGCUUGCUUCCACUUUAGUUUGAGUGAGACAUGGAAGACCGAGGUUACACUUUAGAUGGCACAGUGGAUCUUAGUGGACGCCCCGUGCUUUCUUCUUCAACUGGGAAACGGAAAGCUUGCGCUUUCAUUCUUGCUUACCAAGCAUUUGAAAGAUUUGCCUACUUUGGGGUAAGUGCGAAUUUGGUGAUUUAUAUGACAUCAGAACUCCACAAAGACUUGGUAUCAUCAGUGACCGGUGUCAAUUACUGGUCAGGCACUGCAUGGAUAACUCCAGUACUUGGUGCUUACUUAGCAGAUUCUUUCUUAGGUCGCUUCUGGACAAUCACUUUUGCCUUGCUCAUAUAUGCCAUAGGAAUGGGGCUUCUGGUAAUUACUACUUCACUGAGGUGCUUCAGAACAGUGUGUACAAAUGGAAUUUGCAGAGAAGCAUCAUCCUUAAGGCAAACAUUGUUCUAUUUAUCGAUAUACACCAUAGCAAUUGGCAGUGGCGUACUGAAGCCAAAUAUGUCAACUUUUGGUGCUGACCAAUUUGACGACUUCAAACUCAAAGAAAAAGAGCUAAAAGUUUCAUUCUUCAACUGGUGGUCCUUUAACACUUCCUGUGGCACUUUGGCAGCCACUUUGUUUGUUGUGUACAUUCAAGAGAGAUUUGGAUGGGGACUGGGGUAUGGCAUAUCAUCAAUUGGUUUUAUGCUUGCCUCUUUUACCUUCUUUAUGGGCGUCCCAAUAUAUAGGCACAAAUCCAGACAGGGAAAGAGCCAUGCAGAAGAGUUUUUCAGAGUCCCGGUUGUUGCUUUCAGAAAUAGAAAGCUUCAGCUUCCUAGUAGCCCUUCAGAACUGCAUGAGUUGGAGUUGGAACACUACAAUGAUAGUGGAAAACGACAAAUUUAUCACACUCCUCGUUUCAGGUUCUUAGACAAGGCUGCUAUAAAAGAAAGCAAAGAAGGGACCACAAACCCCCCAUGCACAGUGAGUCAAGUAGAGACAAACAAGCUUAUCUUAGGGAUGCUUGUAAUAUGGUUACUAAUCAUAAUUCCAAGCAACUUCUGGGCAGUGGAAGUAACAGUGUUUGUGAAGCAAGGUACAACAAUGGAAAGAAACCUUGGCCCCAACUUCAAAAUACCAGCAGCCUCCCUUUGGAGUUUUGUAGUGGCUACCAUGCUUAUUUGUCUCCCCAUUUAUGAUCACUACUUUGUGCCAUUCAUGCGUAGAAGAACCGGCUACCACAGAGGAAUCAAAAUGCUUCAGAGAAUUGGCAUAGGAGUUGCCAUCCAAGUCAUAGCAGCUGCAGUUAUGUAUGCUGUUGAAAUUCUUAGAAUGAAUGUCAUAAAGAAGAAACACAUAGUUGGAGCUGAAGAAAUAGUUCCUAUGAGCAUAUUCUGGCUCUUGCCUCAGCAUGUUCUACUUGGCUUUGCAAACACAUUCCUUAUGGCUGGAUUGCUAGAAUUCUUCUAUGAUCAGUCACCAGAAGAAAUGAAAGUCCUUGGCACAGCCUUCUACACUAGCACCAUAGCUGCUGGGAAAUAUUCUAACAGUUUGCUAGUGACUGCGAUAGAUAAAUUUACAAGGAAAAUAAGUGGUAAAAGCUGGAUUGGCAACAACCUGAAUGAUUGCCACCUUGAUUACUAUUAUGCUCUUCUUUUUGUGAUUUCUGCGCUUAAUUUUGGGGUCUUUCUGUGGGUGUCAAGUGGAUACGUUUACAAGAAAGAAAGUACAACAAAGGUGAAUGAUAUUGAGAUUUUGAGAGAAAUGCAAACAGAAACACUGGUUGGAAAAGCUUGAGCAUUAGCAUCUGUACCAUCCCCGAUAAAUUUCAAGAUGGUUUUGCUGGGAAGCUUUGGUUGAUAUCUUUGGUCGAACACGUUGAAGGUUGAGGCGAGAAGGGAUACCAAAGGAUCCGGAGUAGGCACUUCCUAAUAUAAAUUACCUCCUUUUCAAAAUAAAUCUGUUAUAGAGGGUUGUAACUGAAAUAAAAUCUUAUUUUUAAUAACCAAAUGUUACGGUAUUAAAACUACCUUAAAAAAUCCUGAUAUUUUUGGGGCCCAUAAGACUCAUUAAUAAGUAAGUAUAAAAUCUUGAACCCUAGAUCUAAGAGGAUGAAUUACACUCUUGAACCCUAGAUAGUACUUUAUUUAUAUAAAUAAAGAUUUGGUUUUAUUAUUACUCCUA